Molecule: messenger RNA, 1716 nt
Organism: Carcharodon carcharias (great white shark)
Lineage: Eukaryota; Metazoa; Chordata; Chondrichthyes; Lamniformes; Lamnidae
Product: gastrula zinc finger protein XlCGF26.1-like
Exons: 5
Coding region: 1-1716 (571 amino acids)
Biological process (GO): regulation of transcription by RNA polymerase II
Molecular function (GO): RNA polymerase II cis-regulatory region sequence-specific DNA binding; DNA-binding transcription factor activity
Source: RefSeq, a predicted model, not a curated record
AUGGAGGUUGUAACAUUUAAGGGGAACAAUAUCUCAGAAGACAAGAUUAAAACGCUGCAAGAUGAGCCGUUGUUGAAGUCAUCUGAGUUGCAGCAACUUUUGGAGAGAAUUCCAAGUUUGAUUUUGAAAUCAUUGAUUGUCUCUGCUUCCACCAUCCUCGUAGGCCACGAGUUCGAGAAAGGCACAAGGAGACCCACACCAUGGAGAAACCUGUGGAAAUGUAGGGACUGUGGGAAGGGAUUCAAGUACCCAUCGAAGCUGGAAACUCAUCAACGCAGUCACACCGGGGAGAGGCCAUUCAUCUGCUCUGAGUGUGGGAAGGGACUCAGUGAUUCUUCUGCCCUGCGGAGGCACCGGCAAGUUCAUUCUGGGGAGAGGCCUUUCACCUGCUCUGCAUGUGGGAAGGGAUUCACUCAGUUAUCCAAUCUGCAGACACACCAGCAACUUCACAACCAGGAGAGGCCGUUCACCUGCUCUGAGUGUGAGAAGGGAUUCAGUAAUUUAUCGAGCCUGCUGACACACCAGCGAGUUCACACUGGGGAGAGGCCGUUCACCUGCUCCAAGUGUGGGAUGGGAUUCAAGCAGUUAUCCCACCUGCUGCAACACCAUGUCACUCACACAAAUGAGAGACCGUUUAAAUGCUCAGACUGUGGAAGUGGCUUCAAAAGCUCUCGGGAACUAAUGGGCCACCAGCGCAUUCACAAUGAAGAGAGACCUUUCACCUGCUCUGAGUGUGGGAAGGGAUUCAGUGAUUCAUCCAGCCUGCUGAGACACCAGCGAGUUCACACCGGGGAGAGGCCAUUCACCUGCUCCAUGUGUGGGAUGGGAUUCAGUGAUUCAUCCACCUUACUGAGACACCAGCCAGUUCACACUGGGGAGAGGCCGUACAUCUGCUCUGAAUGUGGAAAGGGAUUCAAUCAGUUAUCCACUCUGCUGACACACCAGCGCAUUCACACUGGGAAGAGGCCGUUCACUUGUUCCGUGUGUGGGAAAGGAUUCACUCAGUCACAACACCUGCUGAGACACCAGCGAGUUCACACUGGGGAGAGGCCAUUCAUCUGCUCUGUGUGUGGGAAGGGAUUCGGUCAUUCAUCCAACCUGCUGAGACACCAGCGAGUUCACACUGGGGAGAGGCCGUUCACCUGCUGUGUGUAUGGGAAUGGGUUCAGUCAGUUAUCCAGCCUGCAGUCACACCGGCGAAUUCACACUGGGGAGAGGCCAUUUAUCUGUUCUGAAUGUGGGAAGGGAUUCACUAAUUCAUCCGACCUGCAUGAACACAAGCGAGUUCACACUGAGGAGAGGCCGUUCACCUGCUCUGAAUGUGGGAAGGGAUUUGUUGAUUCAUCCAACCUGCUGCGACACCAGCGAGUUCACACCGGGGAGAAACGGUUCACCUGCUCUGAGUGUGGGAAGGGAUUUAUUGAUUCAUCCACCCUGCUGACACACCAGCAAGUUCAUACCGGGGAGAGACCAUUCACCUGUCCCGAAUGUGGGAAGGCAUUCAGUAAUUCAUCCAACCUGCAUAAACACCAGCGAGUUCACACCGGGGAGAGACCGUUCACUUGCUCUGAGUGUGGGAAGGGAUUCAGUAAAUCAUCCGACCUGUAUAAACACCAGCAACUUCACACUGCCAGGAGGCCGUUCAGCUGCUCUGAGUGUGGGAAAGGAUUCACUCAGUCACCCCACCUGCUGAGACACCAGCGAGUUCACAAGUGA